Molecule: messenger RNA, 546 nt
Organism: Kluyveromyces marxianus DMKU3-1042
Lineage: Eukaryota; Fungi; Ascomycota; Saccharomycetes; Saccharomycetales; Saccharomycetaceae
Gene: SDH3
Product: succinate dehydrogenase cytochrome b subunit SDH3
Exons: 1
Coding region: 1-546 (181 amino acids)
Biological process (GO): tricarboxylic acid cycle; mitochondrial electron transport, succinate to ubiquinone
Cellular component (GO): membrane
Molecular function (GO): succinate dehydrogenase activity; electron transfer activity
Source: RefSeq, a predicted model, not a curated record
AUGUUCAAGAGUGUUUUGAAGCCAGGAAUUAUCAGCGGGGUCAGACCCAGCGUUUUGAAUGUCAACACAAGAUUGAUGAUGACCAACUUUGUUCGUGGUCAAUCCAACAUUAUGGCCAAGAAGACAACCACUGCUGAAGAAUACGAGCUACUUGUUGCUCAAAGAAAGGCCAGACCAGUGUCUCCACAUUUGACUAUCUACCAACCACAAUUGACAUGGUAUUUGUCGUCCGUACACCGUGUUUCUGGUGUUCUUUUGGGUUUUGCAUUCUAUGCCAUUACCAUUGGGUUUGGUGUUUCGAGUUUGUUCGGUCUAGGUUUGAACACUGAGAACUUGGUUCAGUUCUACAACGAGAAGAUCCCAUCGUGGUUGGAUAUCACUGCCAAGGUUGGUUGUGCGUACCUAUUUGCGUUCCAUUUCGGUAACGGUAUCAGACAUUUGAUCUGGGAUGCCGGUAAGGAGUUGACUUUGAAGGGUGUUUACAGAACCGGGUACUCUGUUUUGGCAUUGACUGCCGUGCUAGGUUCCUACUUGCUCACUUUGUGA